GUGAGUUGUUCUGAAAAUAAUCAUGUUGAUGUGGAGAGACUGGUUUGACAAUACUCACUUGAGUCGAGGAUGGGUCUAUGGAGCAUGCAUGGAAGUGGUGGUGACAGCAAAGUUGGACGAGACCCUGAGAAGCAAGCAGUGAACUGUGGUGCCAGAUUGUCCGUAUUCAGUCACCACAUGGCAUGAAACGGAUUAACGUGGGAAAACGAGAAACAGGAGCCCAAUUUUUGAAAAAGGUUGCAAAGGAAUUUGGCUGUUCUAACAAUGGCUUUUCUGUAUACCUUAACAGAAAUAAAACUGGAGAGAUCUCCCCAACGAAUAAAUCACUGUCUUUGCUUAAAAUUAAACAUGGAGACAUGCUAUUCCUCUUUCCAUCAAGUGAUGCUGGGACUUCCACUCAAGUUAUGGAGACUUCACCUCAAGCUCCUGGAGGGUCUCGAGUUUCAACCACGUCUGCAGUGCCUGUUGUGGAGGAUGAAAUUGACCAGUACUUAAUGAAACAGGAUGGAAAGAUCUACAGAAACCGGGACCAGCAACAGUGUCGGCAUGGAGCGCUGGGUAAAUGUGUUCAUUGUGUACCACUGGAGCCUUUUGAUGAGGAUUACCUUAAUCAUUUGGACCCACCUGUUAAACACAUGUCAUUCCAUGCAUACAUCCGAAAACUGACUGGUGGUGCUGAUAAAGGCAAGUUUGUUGCUUUGGAGAAUAUUAGCUGCAAAAUCAAAUCUGGGUGUGAAGGGCAUCCUCCAUGGCCUGAUGGAAUUUGUACAAAGUGCCAACCAAGUGCCAUAACUCUUAAUAGACAGAAAUACAGGCAUGUGGACAACAUAAUGUUUGAGAAUCAUACAAUAGCAGACCGUUUCCUCAACUUCUGGCGUCAAACAGGAAACCAGCGCCUUGGGUUCCUUUAUGGUCGCUACACCGAGCACACGGACAUUCCUCUAGGUAUUCGAGCAGAGGUUGCUGCCAUCUACGAACCUCCACAGGUUGGUACAGCAAACAGCUUAGAAUUUUUGGAAGACCCAAAAGCUGAAGUUGUAGAUGAAAUUGCUGCUAAACUUGGAUUAAGGAAGGUUGGUUGGAUAUUCACAGAUCUACUAUCAGAGGACACAAGAAAAGGCACUGUCAAGUUUAUCAGGAAUAAGGAUGCGCAUUUUCUAAGUGCAGAAGAAUGCAUUACAGCAGGAGAUUUCCAAAAUAAACAUCCCAAUGUUUGCCGCCUAUCUCCUGUCAAUCAUUUUGGAUCUAAAUUUGUUACCGUCUUAGCAACAGGUGGUCCAGAUAAUCAGGUUCAUUUUGAAGGUUACCAAGUUUCCAAUCAGUGUAUGGCACUCGUAGGAGAUGACUGUUUUCUACCGUGCAGAGAUGCACCAGAGCUGGGAUAUGUGAAGGAGUCUUCUAGUGAGCAAUAUGUUCCUGAUGUUUUCUAUAAGGACAUAGACAAAUUUGGUAAUGAAAUCACACAGUUAGCAAGGCCAUUGCCAGUUGAGUACCUGAUCAUUGAUAUUCCUACGACUUUUCCAAAGGAUCCUGUUUACACUUUUGCUUCAUCCCCACACCCCUUUCCUGUUGUGAACAGGGAUGUCGUCGGAGAGACACAGGAUUUCCAUACCCUUGCCUCCUACCUAUCACAGAAUCAGUCUGCUGUCUUUCUUGAUGUCAUCUCAGAUUUCCACCUACUUCUAUUUCUGGUAACCAAUGAUGUUAUGCCGCUCAGGGAUAGUAUCAACUUGUUGUUGGAAGCAGUGAAAACACGGAAUGAGGAGCUUGCCCAGACCUGGAAGAGAUCAGAGCAAUGGGCUACCAUUGAACAGCUGUGCAGUACAGUGGGUGUUCAGCCACACAGUGCUUCUGAUUAUGGUGCACUAGGAGGGUCUCCACAGUCUGCUCCCACUGCGAUGUGGUCCUGUAGACACUGCACCUUCAUGAACCACCCAGGCACUGACCAAUGUGAAAUGUGCAAUCUUCCUCGAACCUAGCCAGCAACAAAUGAAAGCCGGAUUUGGGCAUAUCCUUUGAUCCUUUUGUCCAUUUGGAAGGCAAGGUAGCUGCCAGAGCACUCUGGCUCCAGCAAGCAAAUUCUACAAAUGAACUUGUACUCUUGAGGUCUGUCUGGACUUCUUAAUUGAGAUUAAAAACAAUUACUAAAUACAACUUUUACUUUCAAGGACUUUUACUUUCUUGAAUGUUUCAGUUGAAUGCUUUUUGAGAAGAUAUUAUUUGUGCAAAACAAAUUCUACGGGGGUUAUAAUGACACACUUGCCUUGUUAGUUUAAAAAAAUCUGGCGAGCAAAAUGUAGCACCCAGCUCAGGAACAGCUACUGAUGGUUAGCUUUUACCCAAAGGCUGUGGAAGGGUUUCAGAUUUUAUGUGAAUUUAGCAAGUUACCUAAACUGCUCAAAUAUGUGCUGCAAACCUGUAAUUGCCCCCUCAAAAGUACCAAAAGGGUGGUGAUGCUUAGUUUGACAUGUUUUGCUUUCUGCUGUCAGAUGUCAUCAGUGUGGAUAAGUCAUAGAUGACUGAAGAAUCAGAGUUGAGAGUACGUUACUGCAAUUCUUUUCCUGAAGGGGCAAGAUGGGUUUAAACACUUGAAGAUAUUUACACGAUAGGUGUUAUUUGGUUAAUCUGUGGCAGUUUCCCCUGCCUUGAUAGUUAAUAUCUCUUGUUGAUGGUCUUAAAACUGCCUCACAAUUGAAUGUUGUCCUUUGUGACAUUGACGUGACUAUAAUACUUGGAGCGUAUAAUUAAAUUUAGAGCGACUUGAAAAACCAAUAAUGAUUAGUACUGUGACAAAGCCUGUUCUGUCCUUUCCCAGCAAAACUGAGUACCCGUGUUUUUAGACAAUAAGUAUGUGCAGUUACAUGUAUUUAAUGGAGUAGAGCAUGUGAGGAUGAGUCAUUUAAAUAUGACCAAUAUUUACUUGUACAGUGCUCUCCAAAGCUUCACUGCAUUGCUUUAAAGUAAUCUGUCCAGUUGUCUGCUGAUGCACAUUUAUUUUUAUCAUGUGCUGGUGAACUGGACUAAGAUUGUUGGGAUACAGUUUCAAAUACAAGAUAAACUUAAAUAUUGUUUGUUAUAACUAGAAUAUGCAUCAGCAAAUAAUGGUACAAAUGUACCAAUGUACACUUCAAUUCAGCCAUAUGACUUGUAUUUACAUACACUUCACUUGCCAAGGACUGCGAUACGAAUUAAUGUCAGUGCUGGUUUCUUUUGUUUUAAGGGGUUUGUAACAAGUUAUUUGUUUCAUGGAGCUUUUACAGCUUUGUAAAAUUGUGAUAUGAUCUGUACUUCCUUUUAUUUUUAAAUCCUGUAUUCUUAGCAUGACAACAGAAAGAGUUGAAUGCUGCUUUAAUAGAUGAUCUCCCAGGAAGAUGAAAAUUACUUUUAAUAAGCAGGCCCAAUAAUGUGGUAGUUAAGAUGUUUUCUGCUCAGGCCUGAUGUUUUAGAUUCCUGACUGUGCCUAACAUAUCAAUCCAUUACCUACAUGAUCAAUCAGUUGAGAGGUUUCAAACUUUUGGCAUAAAGGCAAAUGUAUAACAAAUAUCUCCAGAGAAGUAAACUUUAAGGCCCAGCACUCUGUAUUCCCAUUAGAAUGGGUUGAUUCUCCACUGUAGAGUUUAGGACCAUCUUAUUUUUGUUUUUCAGUUCAGAAUAUUUUGCCUUACAGUUCUAUCAUUUGGCCACUUCUUUGACCAAACCUGUCAGUUGAGCAUAUUGUAGCAUUAACAUUGAAGUCUCUCUCAGCUGCACUCUGCCUGCUGAAACAGGCUAUCUAGAAGCCAAAUACUUGAAAAUCAUUUUGAGGACAGAACAAUAUGUAUUGAAUCACAAGACCUUUUGCUGUACUUUUUAUGCUGGUGACCUGACGGUUUCAGCAUUCAGGUAGAAGAUGCUUGCCCUGAAAGUUAUCAUUUGAUUUCCAAAAUCUGUGCUGAACCAAGUUUGUUAAAUAAAUAUCUUGGUAGGAGAUUAGGUGCUUGCAAAACCCCCGUGCUGCUAAGAAUCAAAUUUUCUAGUCAUGUGUAUGAUGUACUUGACCCAAUAUUGCUCUGCAAUAAUUCCUACCUAGGAUAUGGAUCUCAAAAGUGUACUGGGGGGUAAGAAAUGGACGGUGGGGACAAACCACUUUUUCUUCCAGUAUUGCCAAGUCUGAUGCAGAGGUGAAUCAUAGAAAAUCUUUCAUUCUGAUUGCUGCCAGAUCUGUUGUUUGCUUGCAAAUUGGCAUAGCCUCCAGCAGACUAGAUAAACACAAACAUAAUUUGAAAUGUAUUAACAGUAUAUUUUAAAUACAUUACCCACCUCCAUGCUCCAUUUUUACCACUGCACUACUUUCAGAAGUUUAGACCAGUAAAGAGCUGUGAUGCAGCAUUUGGUGUUGUAAAAUGACUUGAUGCUGCAAAAAGUGUACAAAAAAAAGGAAAAUGUAUUAAAAAAUUAGUGCAUUAACUUGGCUUUGAUGUUUAUGAAAAAAAAUGAAACAGUAGAUGGAGUGAUAUUUGACAAGUAGUUUGCAUACCCUGAAAUUAGUAACACCUUCCAACUAGAUAAUUGAAGUUGCAGGCUUAAAAUGCUGACUAGAACAACAAAUGGAAACUUCAAAAUAAGCAAUUUGAAGAUAAGUAGUUGGUAGCAAGUGUUUUUGUUUCUCACCUGUUUCAAUAAGCCUCAUUUAUCCUUUUUAAGCCUUCGUACACAGGCUUUUAGGGGACAUUUUGUGCUUUAGUAGUGCCAUCAUUUGCAAGUAUAAUAAAGAGGCACACGUUCCUUUAUCAGUA
Messenger RNA from Stegostoma tigrinum, 4775 nucleotides. RefSeq names its product NPL4 homolog, ubiquitin recognition factor (gene nploc4). NCBI's taxonomy places the organism in Eukaryota, Metazoa, Chordata, Chondrichthyes, Orectolobiformes, Stegostomatidae. Gene Ontology annotation, molecular function: ubiquitin binding; ubiquitin protein ligase binding. Gene Ontology annotation, cellular component: nucleus. The record is from RefSeq and is a predicted model, not a curated record. Gene Ontology annotation, biological process: ubiquitin-dependent protein catabolic process. The transcript is spliced from 17 exons. Bases 183 to 1979 code for a protein of 598 amino acids.